AUGUCUAAGCUUCGUUAUCCGCUCAGCAACGCGGAUCUGGCCAACUUGCAGUCGAGCUACUCCAAGCCGGCGUGGUGGAAGGAAGCGGUAGUGUAUCAAAUCUGGCCCGCUUCUUUCCUGAAUGGGAAUGCGCAAGAUGGAGUGGGAGAUUUGGGAGGAGUGAUCAGCAAGCUGGAUUAUCUGAAAGAUUUGGGUGCGGAUGUGGUUUGGUUGAGUCCUUGCUACGAGAGUCCGGACAAGGACUACGGAUAUGAUGUGGCGGAUUACAAAAAGAUUGCCGAUAGGUAUGGAUCCAACCAGCAGCUGGAACAGCUUAUUGCCGAGUUGAAGAAGCGCGGUAUGAAACUCAUGAUGGAUUUGGUGCGUUCGUUGCAUGUCGGCAAGCGCAUGCAUCACAACCUUACUCGCGUUCCCCCUCGCCCCCCACCCCCCACCCAACUCGAACUUUUGUCAGAUUGUCAAUCACACGAGCUCGGAGCACGCUUGGUUCAAAGAAUCACUCAAGGGAAAAGAUUCUUCAAAGAGGGACUGGUGAGUGAGCUGCGGGAGCAUUACGGCAGUGACAAUUACACGUUCCUCACUCGCCGCGCGCGCUUCUCGCUCGCUCUGGUGCAGGUACAUCUGGCGCAAGGGCAAGGUGGGAGCGAAUGGGGAAAAAUUGCCCCCCAACAAUUGGGUGGCCUUCUUCACCGGUCCAGCAUGGACGUAUGACGAAGCGUCAGACGAGUGGUACCUGUGCAUCUUUAGUCCAUGGCAACCAGACUUGAACUGGGAGAAUCCUGCAGUGAGGGAAGCUGUGCACGAUGUCGCCAAAUUUUGGCUCGACAAGGGCGUAGCGGGUUUCCGCAUGGAUGUGAUCAACGAGAUCAGCAAGACGUACAAUGCCGAUGGAUCUCUGCCCGAUGCGCCCAUCACCGAGCCUCAUUCAAAGUAUCAACCCGCUGUAUCGCUAUUCUGCGACGGGCCGCGCGUACAUGAAUUCAUACAGGAGCUGGGUGAAAAGGUGCUCAGCAAGUACGACACCAUCACGGUGGGCGAGACGCCGCACGCAAAGCAUCCCGAUAUCCUCUUGCCUUGGACGCAUCCUGGUGAGCCAUCAAUUGCUUAGUUGAUGCCUGACUUGUGGUUGAUGUUCUGCUGCCCUCCCUCCCCUGCCCUCUUUGUACCGGCAGCGCGCCACGAGCUGCGGUCUUGCUUCACCUUUGACCUGCACGAUCAAGACGGAGAUCAGCAGUGGCCCUUGAUCCCAAAGAAGAUCCACUUGCCGCAUUUCGCCGGCAUCGUGAACAAGUGGCAGACGUACUGUCACCGAACGAGCGCAUGGUUGGCCAACUACUUUGAGAAUCACGAUCAAGCACGCACGGUCAGUCGAUGGGCUUCUGACAGUGCCGAACAUCGCAAGACGGCAGCGAGAAUGAUUAGUCUCUUCCAAACGAGCUUGAGCGGAUCUUUAUACGUGUACCAGGGUCAAGAGAUUGGCAUGAAGAACAUUCCGCAUGAUUGGCCCAUCGAGGAGUACAAGGAUGUGGCUACGGUCAAUUUCUUGAAGGAAUGUCGAGAGAUGGUUGAGCAAGGCAGGCAGCCUCCGGCUGA
Molecule: messenger RNA, 1593 nt
Organism: Ceraceosorus bombacis
Lineage: Eukaryota; Fungi; Basidiomycota; Exobasidiomycetes; Ceraceosorales; Ceraceosoraceae
Source: the annotation of a GenBank genome assembly